Messenger RNA from Penicillium concentricum, 771 nucleotides. RefSeq lists its product as uncharacterized. Gene Ontology annotation, biological process: endoplasmic reticulum unfolded protein response. Lineage: Eukaryota; Fungi; Ascomycota; Eurotiomycetes; Eurotiales; Aspergillaceae. The record is from RefSeq and is a predicted model, not a curated record. Gene Ontology annotation, cellular component: endoplasmic reticulum membrane; Hrd1p ubiquitin ligase ERAD-L complex. Gene Ontology annotation, molecular function: ubiquitin-specific protease binding; misfolded protein binding. The transcript has 5 exons. Bases 1 to 771 code for a protein of 256 amino acids.
AUGGAUGUCUUCUGGCAGGCUCCCCCGGUCAUUAGGACCCUCACAGCCUUGACUCUGGUUCAAUCCGCUUUGAUGUAUGGCGGCCUACUGGACUUUUAUUGGGCGCCAUUCGUGCCGAGCUUGAUAUUCUCAUGGCGCCCGCAAAUCUUCCGGCUGUUCACGCCAUUUUUACUAACCGGACCGAGCUACUCUUUCCUCUAUGAUCUUUAUAUCAUGUACCGCUAUGGCAGUGCUGCGGAGAGGAGCAUGGGCCCUGGAGAGUUUUUCAUUUAUCUCCUCUUUGUAGCUUUCAGCAUCAUGCUCACUGCAGGUGGUUAUCUGGGAGCGUCUAUCCUCCUGUCACCUUUGAUCAUGGCUUUUGUCUACACCUACUCCCAGACGAACCGAGGAACGAAGACGAGAUUCUUCUUUUUCGACAUCCCGGUGGUAUUCCUGCCAUAUGCAAUGCUUCUUCUCACCAUGGUGUCGUACGGAUGGCAUGCCGCGGUGGUAGAAUCCACGGGAAUUGUCGCUGCCCAUACUUAUGAUUUCCUCACACGUAUCUACCCAACUUUCGGAGGUGGAAGAAAUUUCAUCACUGUCCCCCCCUUCGUGGAGAGGUACUUCACCGAACACGAUCCCAACAGCGGACACCGAGGAUAUGGAACGGCGAGGCGCGCACCAAGGCCAGCUGAGGAACCCUCGUCGGCAUCAACAUCAGGAUCAUCCUGGACAAGUUGGACCUCUUCGAAUUCUUGGAAUGGCAGAGGCAGUGGCCGGAGACUCGGUUAG